Molecule: messenger RNA, 964 nt
Organism: Olea europaea var. sylvestris
Lineage: Eukaryota; Viridiplantae; Streptophyta; Magnoliopsida; Lamiales; Oleaceae
Product: 60S ribosomal protein L21-2
Exons: 3
Coding region: 101-595 (164 amino acids)
Biological process (GO): translation
Cellular component (GO): ribosome; cytosolic large ribosomal subunit
Molecular function (GO): structural constituent of ribosome
Source: RefSeq, a predicted model, not a curated record
ACAUUAUCGAUUUAUCUUUGAUAUAGGGUUUUUUAUUCGUUUCUCGCAGUCGCAAAGAAGCGUGGGAGAGCAGAAGCAAGCGAGAGUGUGAAACGCAAAUAUGCCUGCUGGACACGGACUGAGGUCGAGGACUCGGGAUCUUUUCUCGAGGCCUUUCAGGAAGAAGGGCCCAACUCCUCUCUCAAUCUAUUUGCGGACCUACAAGAUUGGAGACUAUGUCGAUGUCAAGGUGAACGGGUCAAUUCACAAGGGCAUGCCCCACAAGUUCUACCAUGGCCGCACCGGCCGCGUCUGGAACGUCACAAAACGUGCCAUAGGUGUUGAAGUCAACAAACAGGUUGGUAAUCGCAUAAUAAGGAAGAGGAUCCAUGUCCGAGUCGAGCAUGUGCAGCCCUCACGCUGCCAUGAGGAAUUCCUGCAAAGAAUCAAGAGAAAUGAUGCACUAAAAGUGGAAGCAAAAGCUAGAGGGGAAGUGAUAAGCACUAAGAGGCAGCCAAAGGGCCCUAAACCUGGCUUCAUGGUGGAAGGUGCAACUUUAGAAACAGUUACACCAAUUCCCUACGACGUGGUCAAUGAUCUCAAGGGUGGUUAUUAAGCAUAUUAUUUGGUGUUCUUGCUCUAUUAAUUUGCUUGGAACGCUUGGCAGAUGAGUAAUGCUAAUGGGGUCUGGAUUCCAGAGCAUCGUUGCCAUAAAGAAAUGAAUUCAGACAAAUGUGACUUGAAAAAAUGUAUGGCAAAAUGUUCGGAAAAGCCGCUCGGGAUGGGAAAAUGCAGAGGAAGCCAUUGCAUCUGCACGUAUUACUGCCAUCACCCUCCAGAAUAAUCUUCUGUUUAAAGUGCUUUCAUCUCUUGCCCCUAUCCUUGCGUGAUAAUCUCUCUCUCUUUGUUUUUCUUUUUGAAUGAAUUCUCUAAAUUUAUGUUGUUUCUUCUCAAAUGAAUCUUGUCCAGGACACCUUCUAAUUUC